UGGCGGGCCCUGGCCGCCGACCUCCGCGAGUGGAGACCUGCCGUGAUGAUUGCUGCCCUUGACUGCGCCGACGAGGCCAACCAGCAGGUGUGCAUGGACUUCGGCAUCACCGGAUUCCCCACGCUCAAAUUUUUUAGAGCUUUUUCCAAGAAGGCAGAAGAUGGGAUAAGGAUUUCUAAUCCCAGUACCGCGGUACGGGACCUGAGGCACAGCAUCAUCACCAACCUGGAGCAGAGCCACGAUGCCUGGCCGCCCGCCUGUCCUCCGCUGGAGCCGGCAAGCACGGAUGAGGUUCGCAGCUUCUUCCAGAGAAACAAUGUCAAGUACCUGACGCUGAUCUUCGAGGAGAGCAAUUCCUUUGUGGGCAGAGAGGUGACGCUGGACAUGCUGCAGUACGAGAACAUCGCUGUGCGGAGGGUGCUGAGCAGCGAGGAGGAGCUUGUGAGGAAGUUUGGGGUGACCUCCUUCCCUUCCGCCUACCUGCUCCUCAGCAACGGCUCCUUCUCCCGCCUGCCCGUGCACAUGGAGGCACGCUCCUUCUACACCUACUACUUGAGGAUGCUCCCUGGCGUGACCCGGGGCUCUUACAAGCUGAAUGUGACUUCCAGUGCUUCCAACCUGACAACCACAGCCCUUUUGAAGCAUGCUGACCGCUCCAAGGUGUACAUGGCCGACCUGGAGUCUGCGCUCCACUACUCGCUGCGGGUGGAGGUCACCCGGACCCGAGUCCUGUCGGGAGCUGCCCUGUCAGCCUUGAAGUGCUACGUGGCGCUGCUGGCUAAGUACUUCCCCGGCCGCCCUUUCGUCCAGACCUACCUGCAGGGCCUGGACAGCUGGCUGAGGAACUGGACGGAGCCCGAGCUGCCUCGUGAUGUCCUGAAGGAGGCCAUGAAGAACAAGGCAGACGCCUCCCACCCGGCCAUGCUGCCCACCAACGUGACCUGGGUGGGCUGCCAGGGCAGCGAGCCCCACUUCCGAGGCUACCCCUGCUCUCUCUGGACCCUCUUCCACCUGCUCACGCUCCAGGCCUUCCAGAGCGGCCCAGACAAAGAGCUGCCACUGGAGGUGCUGAGCACCAUGCGCUGCUACGUCAGGAACUUCUUCGGGUGCCAGGAAUGCGCCCAGCACUUUGAGGCCAUGGCUGCCGAGUCCAUGGACAAGGUGCAGGGCCGGCAGGAGGCCGUCUUCUGGCUCUGGUCGCACCACAACGAGGUGAACGCGCGGCUGGCCGGUAGUGACACAGAGGACCCCAAGUUCCCCAAGCUGCAGUGGCCGCCGCCGGACAUGUGUCCCCUGUGCCACAAGGAGGAGAGCGGGCUGCAUGCGUGGGACGAGCCGGCCGUGCUGCGCUUCCUCGAGGCCCACUUCUCCCCGGGCAACAUCGACCCGGGCUACACCGAGCCCGACACGGAGCUCCUGGCCAGGGAGAGGGCCACAGUGGCAGCCAACGUGGGGCUCAGCGCCAACCAGCCCAUAGAAAGAGAUGGAGAGCGGGAGAGGGACAAAGAGGACAAAGACAAGGAGGAGGAAGGCAAAGAGGAGGAGAAGCCGCCAGAGGAAGGUGUGGAAGGGGAGAUGGGAGCUCGGGAGCGGCCGGGCUCCUCUGAGCUGCGCCGGCCCAGCAUCGUGCGGCUGAGCGGCAGGGCGCGCGAGGCGCAGGACGACAUCGUGGACCUGGACUCCUUCAGCGAGCAGCACUUCAAGAGCAAGGCGCUGCGGGCGGCCGGCAGGCGCCGGCGCCUCAGCAAGCGCGACACCCUCCCCCUGCACGUGGCGGCUGGCGGCCCGCGCGACUUCGACUACGCGGUGGGCUGGGAGCGCCCCCGCCACGGCGGCCUGGGCGCCUGGCGCCGCCCCGAGGAGGCCGCGGUGGGCGAGGGCCUGCGCCGCAGCCCCUGGUUCCGCGUGCUGGGCCUCGGCUUCUCCCGCGUGGACGUCAGCCUGUGCAUCGUGCUCUACUUCCUCUCCUCCAUGUGCCUGCUGGGCAUGUACACCUUCUUCCGGCUCCGCAUGCGCUCCCGCAAGGGCCGCCCGGGCUUCCCCACGGCCUGAGCCCAAGUGGGGAGCCGGCAGCCGGUGCCUGUGCCCCCGGGCAGCCUCUGCCCAGGGGCCACGUGCUGCUGGGGUGGCAGCAAGGCCGGCUCUGUGGUGGGGCAGGAGAGGAAGGAUUUGCUGCUUCCCCACCGGGAGCUGCCCUGCUCUUGCAGCCGCCUUGCGCUGGGGUUUGGCUCCUGUUUCGGGCAGCACGGAAGGGGAGCUGGGUUGGUGUGCAGGGGCUGGGCUCCGUUCUCAUUUCCCAAGGCAGAGCAGGACAAGAAGUCAGUGGCAGCAGCCAGCCAAGGAAGAGGCUGCGGAAAAGACACCGCAUUCGCUCCCGUGUUCCCUGGGCUCAAUCCUGGGCUACAGGAACGUGGCGGGGUCUCGCAUUGAGAUGACCAAGGGUGAUAGAAGUGCAGCGCUGACCAAGGCCAGGUCUCCCCUGGCUGCAGGUGUCCAGGCCCCCGGCUUUGCUCCAUGCUCGCUCCUCCUCCCCUCUGCACAGCCAAACCUUGCAGCCGUGGGGCUGCAUUGGGGUUUCUCCCCCCGCCUCAUGUUCCUCCGCUCUCCCAGCUGGCUGUGGCGGGGGCCGGAGCUUGGCCCCCCAGCCCUGCACUCACCUGCCUGCCCGUGCUCUCGCUCUCUCUUGCC
Messenger RNA from Nothoprocta perdicaria, 2688 nucleotides. It is a transcript of the gene QSOX1, whose product is annotated as quiescin sulfhydryl oxidase 1. Gene Ontology annotation, cellular component: Golgi membrane. Gene Ontology annotation, molecular function: flavin-dependent sulfhydryl oxidase activity; protein disulfide isomerase activity. The annotation marks the transcript as partial. The record is from RefSeq and is a predicted model, not a curated record. Gene Ontology annotation, biological process: protein folding. Lineage: Eukaryota; Metazoa; Chordata; Aves; Tinamiformes; Tinamidae. The transcript is spliced from 12 exons.